UCACUUAAAGAAUGUAGAAACUAUCAAUGGCUCAACGACGCAACAAGAGCACAGGGAAACAACAGGGCGCCUUUCAGAUGUGAUAAUGUACUAAAAACCAAAUGGUACAGAUUAACAGGAAGAUCAGGAAACCAGAUGCCCUCCUCAUGUGUCCCACGUAACCGCUGUGGAACCCAUGCACCAGGUUGGAUUUCAGGACGUCAUCCUUCCGCUGGUCAAAUCAGCACUAUCAAAGUUUGUUUUCACUGGUAUAGGAUGGUCGGUCGUAGUAGGCGUGAUGAUUGCUGUCGCUGGCAGACUUUCAUCCGUGUCCGCAACUGUGGUGGAUUCUUCGUCUACGAAUUCAAGAAGCCACCCGCUUGCCAUUUGCGUUACUGUGGAAAUUCAGGUUAGGAAUAAAGGAUAAAAUAAUGGAUUACAUAAAAAGAUUAUUAAUUGAAAGCUUUAAAAUUGUUUGUUUGUUUUCUUGCCUUCAGUUUAUUCUAGGUUCUUAUGUUCAGGGAGGGGUUUUUCCUGCAUUUCUAUAAUUUAACACUUAAGGUGAUUUCCUGGUUUUGCACUGCGCAUCUCUUACUGCGCAUAACAAGAUGGCCGCCGUAAAAAAGAGCAUGUGAAGUGACAUUAUUAAAAUGAAGUUGACUGAAGAGAAAUGCUAUUGGAAUUUUUGCUUGCUGUUGUUUCUUGCCGAGGUGAGACUCAAUGUGUUGGGAAAUGUGCAUAACGUAAGCAGUACGCGAGUUGCUGAGUUCGACUUCCUCUCGGAGAACCUCGAUAGUAGAUGUUACUCACUUUGAUUUUCAUUUAAACGCUUUCUUUAUCAAAUUGUGUCCUAAAUGUGAUAUCUCGAUGUAAAUUCUGUAAAAACGGAUUUUUUAAUGCUUUCUUCUCCCUUUCACAUACAUUCUAUUGACACUCGCCCUAGUCAUCUCUCAAAAAUCGGGGAAAAUGCAUUUGGUGCGCACUUUCUGCAGCUCUACCGCAAAAACGAGUACGGUGACCCCCACUUUUUAUUUCAUGAUUUUAAUAAGGACAGUGCUUCCUUUCGAUGAGAAAAAAAUUGGCACAAAUCUAUGUUCAAUUUUUUGGCAAUUUUACUAAAUUGUACGGAUUGAGCUAUCACGGGUCGAAUAGCGCGUGUCCAAUUUAAUUCUACUUUGUAGCGUAAAGUGAAAACAAGGGCAUUAAAAGGCAUUUUUCUGGUACGUAAUUGGAUAAACAAUACAUUAAAGUCAAAUUCUGUGUGAUACCACAUUCAUUAUUGAAAAAAACUCUCCUUUUUGUCUAGUUUUGGGCUGCCCGCGGUUUUUGUAAAAGGGUCCUAAAUAGCCGUAUUUGUCAGCAUUGUGACGUCAAAACGAGCACGGUGACCCCCACUUUUUAUUACUUUUUUUUUAUCUUCUUGACUUGUUACAUCAGUGUAGCAAGUUUCAUCUACAAUCUAUGUUACGUUCUGUUACUAGGGAAUCACCUUAACAGGAGGUUCAAACGCUUAGGAGAAAUCACUUGAACUACAACUUUAAGUUCAAUGAUCAAACAUAUGAGACCAAAAAAGGUGGUAUAAAUAACCUAAAUUUUAACGUAUGCAGUUCAGCCCAGUGACACCGUUUAUUUUAACGCCAGAUUUUAGCAGUUCUGGCGUUUUUCCACCUGACCCCUUGAGAAUUAGAUUCCACAAAAGCUCAUCUUAACACAUAUUUUUUCUUACUUGUUUUUUUCUUUUACAGCUGCCGCACCGCUCCCACCACCAGGUAAUACUUUCACUCUUAUUAACGAUAUCAGUUAAACAAAUAAAUAAAUUAAUUAAUUAAUUAAGUAAUGAUAACCGAUGUAGAAGAAGCCCAUUUACAUAGUGUUUCUUUGUCAACCUGAUUCUUGGUGGAAUUAGAAUUUGGAAAUGUUGGGUUUAGGGGAGAGGAGAAAACCUUAGCACCUGGAGAAAAACCUCUUGGAACAAGGGAGAGAACCAACAAUAAAGUCAACCCACGUAUGUCGUCGACGCCUGGAUUUAGUUCCGAGCUAUACAUCACAAGGUGGGAGGCAUGCAAGUGCUCUCAACACUUCGCCAUCCCUGCUCACCGAACAAGGGGAAUGAAUGUGGUCUAUAGACGACUUUUUUCCCUUUAGUUUAUACUAAAAAAAUAGGUUCUUUAUGUCUGCAGAGAUCCAUGCCACCUUUUAUAUGUGAAAUUGACGAUCGUCAUUACUUCAAAGGCGACGAAAUGCAGGAGAUUUUAAUUUGAUGAAAUAUAUUUUUAAGACUCAAUUUUCGUCGCAUACAAACAUGAAACUAAGGCUGUUGUGAACACAAACACUAAAAGAAAACAAAAAAAAAUUACCGUCAACGGAAACAACAAUAUUAAAAAGUAGCAAAAAGAAGAUGUAGAAGAAGUGGGAUGGUGCAGGGCUAGAAAGAGGCAUGCAAACCUCAAGAGACAGUCCACCCAAAGAGAACCUCUUUGUAAAGUUAAUAAAAAACGAGAAGAAACCCACUUGCCUGAUUUGUUCUAGGAUUUGAGUUCUUUGUUUACGAUUUUGUGUUGCCAAUUUUUAACUGACAUGUCAUGUUAAUUUGCUUUAAAAACAUAAAGAAAGAAAGAAAAAAAACCUGCAGCUACUUACACGACUGGUCAUCCUAUUUUCUAUUUCUUUUAAUUCCUUGGUCAAUCUUUAUUUAAAGAAUGUAGAAACUAUCAAUGGCUCAACGACGCAACAAGAGCACAGGGAAACAAUAGGGCGCCUUUCAGAUGUGAUAAUGUACUAAAAACCAAAUGGUACAGAUUAACAGGAAGAUCAGGAAACCAGAUGCCCACCUCAUGUGUCCCACGUAACCGCUGUGGAACCCAUGCACCAGGUUGGCUUUCAGGACGUCAUCCUUCCGCUGGUCAAAUCAGCACUGUCAAAGUUUGUUUUCACUGGUAUAGGAUGGUCGGUCGUAGUAGGCGUGAUGAUUGCUGCCGCUGGCAGACUUUUAUCCGUGUCCGCAACUGUGGUGGAUUCUUCGUCUACGAAUUCAAGAAGCCACCAGCUUGCCAUUUGCGUUACUGUGGAAAUUCAGGUUAGGAAUAAAGGAUAAAAUAAUGGAUUACAUAAAAAGAUUAUUAAUUGAAAGCUUUAAAAUUGUUUGUUUGUUUUCUUGCCUUCAGUUUAUUCUAGGUUCUUAUGUUCAGGGAGGGGUUUUUCCUACAUUUCUAUAAUUUAACGCUUAACAGGAGGUUCAAACGCUUGGGAGAAAUCACUUGAACUACAACUUUAAGUUGAAUGAUCAAACAUAUGAGACAAAAAAAGGUGGUAUAAAUAACCUAAAUUUUAACGUAUGAAGCUCAGCCCAGUGACACCUUUUAUUUUAACGCCAGAUUUUAGCAGUUCUGGCGGUUUUCCACCUGACCCCUUGAGAAUUAGAUUCCACAAAAGCUCAUCUUAACACAUAUUUUUUCUUACUUGUUUUUUUCUUUUACAGCUGCCGCACCGCUCCCACCACCAGGUAAUACUUUCACACUAAUUAACGAUAUCAGUUAAACAAAUAAAUAAAUUAAUUAAUUGAUUAAUUAUAACCGACUUAGAAGAAGCACAUUUACAUAGUGUUUCUUUGUCAACCUGAUUCUUGGUGGAAUUAGAAUUUGGAAAUGUUGGGUUUAGGGGAGAGGGGAAAACCUUAGCACCCGGAGAAAAACCUCUUGGAACAAGGGAGAGAACCAACAAUAAACUCAGCCCACGUAUGGCGUCGACGCCUGGAUUUAGUCCCAAGCCACACGUCACAGGGUGGGAGGCAUGCAAGUGCUCUUAACACUUCGCCAUCCCUGUUCACCGAACAAGGGGAAUGAAUAUGCUCUAUAGACGACUUUUCUUCCCUUUAUUUUAUACUAAAAAAAUAGUUUCUUUAUGUUUGCAGAGAUCCAUGCCACUUUUUAUAUGUGAAAUUGACGAUCGUCAUUACUUCAAAAGCGACGAAAUGCAGGAGAUUUUAAUUUGAUGAAAUAUAUUUUUAAGACUCAAUUUUUGUCGCAUACAAUCAUGAAACUAAGGCUGUUGUCAACACAAAAACUAAAAAAAAGUUACCAUCAACGGAAACAAGAAUGUUAAAAAGUAGCAAAAAUAAGAUGUAGAAGAGAUGCGAUAGUGCAGGACUAGAAAGAAGCAUGCGAACCUCAAGAGACAGUCCACCCAAAGAGAACCUCUCUGUAAAGUUAAUAAAAAACAAGAAGAAACCCACUUGCCUGAUUUGUUCUAGAAUUUGAGCUCUUUGUUUACCAUUUUUUGUUGCCAAUUUUUAACUGACAUGUCGUGUUAAUUUGGUUUAAAAACAUAAAGAAAGAAAGAUAAAAACACUGCAGCAGCUACUUACACGACUGGUCAUCCUAUUUCUAUUUUAAUUAAUUCCUUAGUCAAUCUUUAUUUAAAGAAUGUAGAAACUAUCAAUGGCUCAACGACGCAACAAGAGCACAGGGAUACAACAGGGCGCCUUUCAGAUGUGACAAUGUACUAAAAACCAAAUGGUACAGAUUAACAGGAAGAUCAGGAAACCAGAUGCCCACCUCAUGUGUCCCACGUAACCGCUGUGGAACCCAUGCACCAGGUUGGCUUUCAGGACGUCAUCCUUCCGCUGGUCAAAUCAGCACUGUCAAAGUUUGUUUUCACUGGUAUAGGAUGGUCGGUCGUAGUAGGCGUGAUGAUUGCUGCCGCUGGCAGACUUUUAUCCGUGUCCGCAACUGUGGUGGAUUCUUCGUCUACGAAUUCAAGAGGCCACCAGCUUGCCAUUUGCGUUACUGUGGAAAGUGA
Messenger RNA from Porites lobata, 4776 nucleotides. The record is from the annotation of a GenBank genome assembly. Lineage: Eukaryota; Metazoa; Cnidaria; Anthozoa; Scleractinia; Poritidae.